AGCCCUAUGCAUUAAUUCAUUGAUUUGUUUUGGCAGGCAAAAGAGAGCAAAUGGAAGAGAAAAAUGAAGCAACCCCAAAUGAAACAAGAGUUGAGGAAUUCAUUCUUGUUGGCUUCUCUGUGUCUCAGUAUUUAAAGUGUUUUAUCUUUAUCCUUUUACUUUUCAUGUAUAUCUUGACUCUUUUGGGAAACACAGCCAUCAUCCUUCUAGUAACAACAAAUAGUCCUCUCCAUACUCCCAUGUAUUUCUUGCUUUGUAACCUCUCCUUUCUAGAGAUUUGGUAUACUACAGCGUCUAUUCCUAAGACCCUCAGCGUAUUACUAGGAAAAAGUGGAAAUAUUUCAUUCAUGGGCUGCAUUUUGCAGAUGUAUUUUGUUUUUGCCUUUGGAUGCACAGAAUAUUUCUUGUUAUCUGCCAUGGCAUAUGAUCGAUAUUUGGCCAUAUGUUAUCCUUUGCACUACCACACUAGGAUGAGCAUCAGUCUCUCAAGAAAGUUGGCAGCUGCUUCAUGGCUCUGUGGAUUCUUCAUAAUUUCUAUACCAGCCUUUCUGAUCACAAGGCUAUCUUUCUGUGGCCCCAGUGUGAUCAAUCAUUUCUACUGUAACAUUGAUUCCUGGAUUGGUCUCUCCUGCACUGACACAUAUGACAUUGAGAUGGUGGUUUUUGUCAUAUCUAUUAUAGUAAUCUUGGGUUCCUGUGUGAUAACUCUUCUUUCCUACAUUUCCAUCAUUUCCAUCAUCCUGCACAUCCCUUCAGCUAAAGGACAGCAAAAGGCCUUUUCGACAUGCUUCUCCCACCUUGCUGUUGUGAUCAUUUGGUAUGGCUCCACUGUUUUUUUGUUUGUCAAGCCUUCCAAACAGGUGCCAUCAGAAAUAACAAAAAUAGUGAACAUCUUAAACACAAUUGUGACUCCAUUGCUAAAUCCUUUUAUCUACACAUUAAGAAACAAAGAGGUGAAGCAGGCAUUUAGAAAUAUUUUACACUGUGUUCAAAGAAAAACAUACAUUUAGUAUUUCAAAAGAUUUAAACAUGAAAUGAGCUAUAUUUAAAGUCAAUGUGCAAUCAAAAGCAUCAUUACUUUUCAACUGGACACAAUGGAACAAAUUAGCCAAUUAGCAAUGGAACAGAAUUGUCAGGGCAUUGCUACUGCAUUAAGAAUGAUAACUCC
Molecule: messenger RNA, 1168 nt
Organism: Anolis carolinensis (green anole)
Lineage: Eukaryota; Metazoa; Chordata; Lepidosauria; Squamata; Anolidae
Product: olfactory receptor 6F1
Exons: 1
Coding region: 51-1010 (319 amino acids)
Biological process (GO): G protein-coupled receptor signaling pathway
Cellular component (GO): membrane
Molecular function (GO): G protein-coupled receptor activity; olfactory receptor activity
Source: RefSeq, a predicted model, not a curated record